AUGCCGAACGUGGGGAGACCAAGCAGGGAUUGCCAUCUGUGCCGACAGCGGCGGGUGAAAGUGAGUACUGGUUUGAACAAAGCCAUGCCUAGAUCUGCAUUGACAAACCACCGCCAGUGUGAUUUGGGCCAACCGGAAUGCAACAGGUGCAUACGCUUGGGCAGGAGUUGUCCAGGAUAUCGGGACGAGUUUGACCUCAUGUUCCGCGUCGAAAGCCCUACUUCAUUCGCUCAGGGCGUGAACCGAGAUCGCCGACGCAGAAGGCUCAGCCCGCCACAACCCUCAGGUCCUCGGCGAACAUCCUCCCCGCUUGCAGAAAGCAUGGGAUCUGGGAAACGGACCGAAGAAGACAAUCCGCCGCCCAGAAGACUGCUCGAUCCAGAUGUUGUGAUUUUCUCCGGCUGGUAUCUAUUCCCCACGCGCCAGUUGGCCGAAUGCUGGGACAGUCAUGCCCUUGCGCUAGCAUUCAGCAAUAUCUCUUGCCCUCAGAGGCAUAAAGCCACGUUGGGAUUGAUCGACACCAAUUUCUUGUCGUCUAUGGUGUCAGAAGCAGGGCCAGACUCUUCCAUCGUGCUGGCCUGCCGAGCGAUUGGACAUGCUUUUCUCACCCGCAAGAACGAUAGACCUGAAACGCGAUCCAUGCGAGUGGAGACGUACGGGCAAGCAUUGAAAGCAACAAAUGAGGCUCUUGAGGAUCCAGUCACGCAAAUGCAAGACGAAACUCUCGCAUCCGUGUGGUUGUUGAGUCUCUAUGAGCUCAUUGUAUCCCCAGGCAAAGGGCAUCAGCCUCUCAACUUUUCAGCGCACACCCAUGGAAUCGGUUCUUGGAUUGUCCAUACCGAGGGACUGGUAGGUUUACUGAGGCUUCGGGGCAUUUCGCAUUUCAGUACACCCCUUGGGCGGGAUUUGUUCUGGCUGAUCUAUAAUUCAAUACAAGUGAGAUGCUUCAUCACCAACAUGGGCAGCCCCUCAGAGUCUCCGAGCUGGUUUCGAGAACUGGAAAAGGCCCUGACUGAAGACGAACUGCCCACUUAUCGGCUCUGCGUAUAUGGUCACCAUGCGUCCACUCUUUGCGCCAGUAUUCGACAAAUCAUCAAUCAAUGGACAACCGGUGCGCUCGGCGCAGCAACAGAAAUAGUCGCCGAAGUCGAGAGCUUUGAGAGGAGAAUGCAGCAGUUGUGGGAUGUCAGCCCUGCCAGUCCUGGGGCUGGGACUGAGCUUGUCGCCGACUCUGACUUGAACAUUCGGCAUCUAUGCUGCCGCACAUACCUUCAUGCGUUUCGCUUGAAGCUGCAGCUGACUCUGUUGGAGCUUUUGGACAAAAUGCGAGGAGAGGCGCUUGACGUAGAUUCACGGACACUGCAGGAUCAAUUUCAGGUUAGGAUCGGGACUGUCCAAAGUGCGGCUGAUGAAAUCCUGGCGUGUGUUCCUCUUCUCCUCUCGACGGACUCUCCCUCGGGAGGCUCCCAAAGGCUGACUCCCAGACUUUGGAGAGAUGGAGUCCGCCUGCUCUGGCCGCUGAGGCUUGUGGCUCUUUGGGAUGCAACCAGAGAUGACCAGAAGAAGGCUGCAAAGAUCACGCUUCAACAAAUAAGGGACGAGGUGGGAAUCAACCCAGCAGGAGCAUUCCCCCAGCCCUUCUUAGCAGAGUUAGCAACAAUGAAACGAGACUGA
Cladophialophora immunda is the source of this 1674-nucleotide messenger RNA. RefSeq lists its product as uncharacterized. Gene Ontology annotation, biological process: regulation of DNA-templated transcription. The coding region runs from base 1 to 1674 and encodes 557 amino acids. Lineage: Eukaryota; Fungi; Ascomycota; Eurotiomycetes; Chaetothyriales; Herpotrichiellaceae. The record is from RefSeq and is a predicted model, not a curated record. The transcript has 4 exons. Gene Ontology annotation, molecular function: DNA-binding transcription factor activity, RNA polymerase II-specific; zinc ion binding.